CGCUGCCCUCCGCGAAGCUCGGGCAGACGCGGUGUCUCCGCGAUGCUGGGCGUGCGGCUGCUGGCGUGCUGCCUGCUGCUCGGCGGGGGCGCCGCCGCCCUCGGCCGGGGCGAGGUGCCCUCCCUGCGGAAUAGAGGAAUAUUUAUUAUCCAAAGUGAAGACUCCAACAUGUGCGUUAGAGUGGACACAGUUGGCCUUGUUCUGGAAGACUGCAGUCAACUUUCAAAAGACAUGUUAUGGAAAUGGGUAUCCAAUCGCCGCCUUUUCAACAUAGGCAGAAGCACCUGUCUAGGACUGAACAUCAGUAGACCAGAACAGCCAUUAAGUAUGCUUGAAUGUGAUUCAACUCAGUACUCGCUAUGGUGGAAUUGUGAGGGAAAAGUAUUAGUUGGUGUAUCAGAGUACAAACUAGCAAUUGAAAACAGCAAACAUAUUGUGGCCAAAAAAAAAUCUACUUACCAAUGGAAACAGUACAUGUCCGAUGAUGAAGACCUCUGUGAACACCCAUUUCAAGAAACAUACACCUUCCUGGGAAAUUCUUUUGGUUUCCCAUGCAUGUUUCCAUUUAAAUAUAACAACAAAUGGUAUUAUGAGUGUACCAGAGAUGGAAAGGAAUUUAACUGGUGUGCCACAACAACUCACUAUGAACAAGAUGAAAAAUGGGGGGUUUGCCCAGAUACUGAGAGUGGCUGUGACUUUGUUUGGAAGAAGAACCCUGACACGCAUCUUUGCUACCAGUUCAACCUUUUAUCUGUGCUGACCUGGCAUGAGGCACGCUCUGCCUGUCAGCUGCAAGGAGGAGACCUGCUGAGUGUCACUGACCCUGAAGAGCAGGACUACAUAAGUAACUUAAGCAGGCAGUUAAACGCCACGGAUAUGAUGCUGUGGACAGGCCUGAACUCCCUGGAUGAAGAUGCUGGCUGGCAUUGGUCAGAUGGAGCACCGCUAGUGUUUGUGAACUGGAGAGCAAAUGUCUCUGAUAACCAUUUUAGAGAAAAUCGUUGUGCAGUGAUUAAUUCAAAAUUGAAGUAUGGCUGGCAAAGUUAUUUAUGUGAAUCAGGAUUGCCUUUUGUAUGCAAAAAAUAUUUAAAUAAGACAGAACACGAAACGUUGGAUAUAUGGAAGUAUUAUGCCACUCGUUGUGAUGCUGGCUGGUACCCUCAUAAUCGCUACUGCUACAGACUUUUUAAAGAGGAGAAGAGCUGGAAUGAUGCUUUUAUCUCGUGCCAAAGUGACAAUAGUGGGCUCAUGAGUAUAUCCUCCUUGGCAGAUGCAGAGUUGCUCCUUGACUUGCUUGAAAGUGAAAAUGUAACUGAAACGUGGAUUGGGUUAUACAGUAAUAAGACCCCAGUUGUUUUUGAGUGGUCAGAUGGCAUUCCAGUAGAAUUCUCUAACUGGCACAGCCAAGAACCUAACACCUUUCAAAGAGCAGGACCACUCUGUGUUUCAGCACAAGGAUCUGAAGGACAUUGGAAAGUUAAAAAAUGUGAAGACAGAUCUUUCUACAUUUGCAAAAAAGCAGGGGAAUUUAAUCAUACAUCUCCUGGGAUGGAAUCAAGUUGUCCAGAGGGAUGGGAAAGACAUGGUGGAUAUUGUUACAAAAUCGACAGUACCCCUCGAAGUUUUGAACAUGCUUCCAGUGGUUAUUUCUGCCCAUCUGAACUUAUAUCAGUAACAAACAGGUUUGAACAAGCUUUUAUCAACAGCAUGAUCCGUAGUGUGGCAAAAUCUGAGAGAACUUAUUUUUGGAUAGGAUUGCAAGACAUUAACAACACAGGAGAAUACUUUUGGCUAAGUCCAGCAGGGAAGAACUGCUCUGUGAGCUACACGAACUGGAACAAAAACCAGCCACGUCAUUCUGGAGGAUGUGUGGUUAUGCGAGGGGAGCAACCUGUUGGUUACUGGGAGGUGAAAAGCUGUAAGAACUUCAAAGCAAUGUCAUUAUGCAAGCAAAAAAUCAAUUCUUAUGAAGAACCUGAACUUACUUUUCAAAAGCAUUUGAGUUCCUGCUAUUUUGGAUGGGAAUCAGAAUCUAAUCUGCUUAGCUGCUACAAGAUAUUUCACAAUGAGAAAGUUCUGAUGAGAAGAACAUGGAAUGAAGCAGAAGCAUUAUGCCAAGAUUUUGGAGCACAUCUUGCUAGUUUUAGCCAUGUCUAUGAAGAGACAUUUUUAAACAAUUUAUUAUAUACAAUUUUUGAUAGGACAGAAGAAAGACAGUUCUGGAUUGGCUUUAAUAAAAGAAAUUCACUUUCUCAAGGGACGUGGCAGUGGUCUGACAGAACACCUGUUGUAUCUUCAUUUUUGGAAAGCAAGUAUAUUGAAGAUGACUCAAGAAACUGCGGUGUGUUCAAAGCAAAUAGUACCGUCUUUCCAGCACGCUGCAAUGAAAAGCGUGAAUGGAUAUGCAAAAUACCAAAAGGUGUUAAACCAAAGAAUCCAGUCUGGUACAUAUCUGAACUGCCAUGGUCAUAUUAUCAAGGAGCGGAGUAUCUUUUCCAUGUCAACCCUACAGACUGGGAAACCUAUGAGUUUGUCUGUGCCUGGCUUCGCAGUGGAGUGGUAACAAUAAAUUCUUAUAAUGAACAAGCCUUUAUUCAAAAUAAAAUUAAGAAGCUAUCAAGUAGUGAUGUUCAUUGGUGGAUUGGAUUGCAUGCAGAAAACAUCAGCGACGAAUUUGGCUGGAGAGACAAAUCACCAGUAACAUACCAGAACUGGGAUGAAGGAAGGGAAAGAGAGCCACGGAAACCGGGGAAAAGAUGUGGAUUUGUUUCAUCACAAACAGGACUCUGGGGUGAUGAAAACUGUACUGUCUCUCUUCCCUGUAUUUGUAAGCGUAAAAUUGCUUGGAAAAUAGAGAAAGAGAUCCCAAAAGACCAAAACCAACAAGAAACGUGUCCCAAAGGCUGGUUGCACUUUGGUUUCAAAUGCUUUUUGAUACAAAUUCCGAAGGAUCCAGAGCAUCUGAAAAACUGGUACUCUGCACAAGAGAUCUGCGCUAGCUAUGGUGGGUCACUUGCUUCUCUUGAAAAUGAGCUGGAACAAGCUUUCAUAACAAUGAAUCUAUUUGGGUGGAAGACUAGUGUUUGGAUAGGUUUCCAGAGUGACGAUUAUGAAAAAUGGGUGAAUGAAAAUCCUCCAAUGUAUUCCAACUGGUCUCCAGUUGAUGUAGUGGAUAGACAGCAUUAUAACAGUGCAAACAUUCAAGAACAACUUCCACUCUGUACAUUGGUAUCAAAUAACCCUAAUUUUUAUUUCACGGGAAAAUGGUACUUAGAAAACUGUCAGAAAAAAUAUGGGUUUCUCUGCCAAAAGACUCAGGACACAUCUGGACAGAUCAUCAAUUCAUCUGAAAUGUACCCUGUGCCAGAUAGCUUGGAAUAUGGAAAUAGAACAUACAAACUAAUACAUGGUAAUUUUACAUGGUCUUCAGCUUUAAAAACCUGCAUGGCAGAUGGUGCGGAGUUGGUCAGCAUUACGGACCAGUAUCACCAGGCUUUCCUCACAGUCAUUGUGAAUCGGCUGGGAUACAACCACUGGAUUGGGCUGUUCACUUCAGAUAAUGGGCUUAACUUUGAGUGGUCGGAUGGGACUAGGUCUUUGUUUACCUUCUGGGAAGAUGAUGAGUCCCAGGCCUUUGGCAGCUGUGUUUACAUUGAUACUUCAGGGCACUGGAAAAGUGCUAACUGUGAGCGACUUCUGCAAGGAGCAGUUUGCCAUGUGCCACCUAAAAAGAAUCUCACUGCCUAUAAAGGCUUAUGUUCAGAAAAAACUGUUCCCUGGAUCAAAUUCAAAAACAGUUGCUACAGCUUUUCAACAGUUCUGCAAGGCACAAGUUUCAGUACUGCAUACGAAGUCUGCAAAAAUCAAGGAUCAAAUCUCUUAACUAUUCAAGAUGAAGAUGAAAAUGCCUUCAUUCUGGAAGAAUUGCACAGUUUCGGUUAUUCCGUGCAAAUGGUUUGGUUGAACCUCCUGCUUGUUACAGACAAUGAGACAAUCUCCUGGUUUGAUGGCUCUCCCUUAAAUUAUUCUAACUGGGGCAUCAGGGAGCCUGAAUUAGAUCAUCUCAAGGGGAAUUUCUGUAUCAGCCUAAGGACCACAGAUGGAGUCUGGAAAAUAUCUCCAUGCAGAGAAAAAAGGGGAUUUAUAUGCAAAAUGGAUGCAGUAUCAAUUUCUGUUUCAGAUAUCAAUGCAACAGAACCCUCUGAAAAAACAUCAUACCGUGGGCUUGUAGCUCUGGCUGUUCUCGUGACAUUGGUGAUGCUGGCUGCCAUUUCCCUUUUUCUGUGGUGCCUGUAUAAACAGAACCACCAACUCUUCCACAGGAUACUGUGGAUCAGAAAUGCCUAUUUGCCACAGAUUAAUGCUGAUGUUCCUGCUUUGGAAGAAAGCAUUCUCAUUUCUGAUUUUGACAGAAGUGAAAACAAUUAAUUGAUCAGAAGUAGCCAGCGAUCAUGUCCUCCAUGUGAAACUCCACGAUCUACAGCAGUUUUCUCCUUCUUAGGAGUCCCCUGGGGUGCCUAUAUCCAGAGAAAUCCUCACAGUCAUUGUCCUAUGAGCCUAGGGGCUCCCUACCUUGGAGAUGUUUUGCUUUGUGGCAGGAUGAUGUGAAGGUGUAAGACAGAACUGUGGGUCGACUAGCUCCUUUGGGACAAGCCAGGAACUGAAAACCAUAAACCUCCAACUGAUUUUGUGAAGCAGUCAUGUCUGAUGCCCCAGAGCAGCAGGCAUUUUCAUGCAGCGUUUUCCUUUUGGGAGUGUUUGGGCUUUUGUGUUUUGUUUCCGUAUGUCACGUAAUCUGCUCAUGAGCCAGCAUUAAAAUUUGGCCUUGAAUUUAGGAACUCUGAAACAUAUUUCAAAGAUUACAGAGUAGGUUUUUUUUUUCUUAAUAACCAUUCCUUCUGUGAAACGAACAGUUAUUUUUCAGAUGGUGGAUUCUUGCCAGGUGGAUUUCCAAACUUGCAGAGGGAUGAAGUCACUUUUGACAUAGUAGUGCCAGAGUUUUGGUAGUUUGGCCUGAGACACCUAGUUCAUGUUAUAAAAUAAACUAGUCUAGAGAUGUAAUGGCAUAUGGGCUUUGUCAUCCUGAAGUUAAUAUAUUAAUUUGAAAUGCAUGUAGUAUACUAAAGAUUUAACUAUGUUAUCUCUCACCCAGAUUAUUUAAGAAAUGGAAUCCUAUCAACUUCUCUUAAAGAUAUUUGUGGGCAAUACCUGUUUGAAGAAAAAAAAACCUGUUCUAAAUCUUGCUGAAGUUUUAUGUUAAUAAAUUGCUUCACUGUUCAUCUACAGUAUUUCUGCAAGCAGUAUUCGUGUAUGCUUUUCUGAGACCCUGCUCUUAAAAGCUAAGGACAACAUGUUGGGGGGCCACAUUGGUCUUCCCAAAGGGUGCUAUGGUCCUAUAACCCUGUGUAGCAGACCCUCAGAAGGACACUUUUCAAUUUCAGUGUUCAUGUCAAGGUGCUGACAAAGGAGAUGAAUUUUGCAGACCAGUUGGUCUGUAGUCUGAUGGUUGUGAAGGACCCAGCUCAGGUUUCUGCACUACCUCAGUUACAGUGGCCCAGGACAGCGAUGCUUACUCUCCGUGGGACUCCCACCACCCAAACCAGUCCUCACCCACAUUUCUGAAAAUACCUGGAGGGCUUCAGGGAUUUUGGUUUUUAUUUUUAUUGCAGUGAGGAAAAACAAAUGCUUAGUCAUGAUGAGUUACUUCAGAAUGGAUUUACUGUGCCUUCAGUCAUCUCUAAAAGCUGAUGAAAAGGGCUGCAGUUAUUGUUGGGUUUGUUGGUUUGUUUGUUUUAUGAUGACUCAUUCUAACAAUUUUGUAAGAGCCCUGAGAUGGAGGUACGUUCCUCAGAAUUAAGCAAGCAGCUAAGGCCAACUGAAAUGUUUUUACACAGUAUUUGUGCAUGUGCACGGGAAUGUAUUACUGCCUCUUAGUUAGAUUUCGUGCAGGCAAUUCUAGGAACAAAAGUUACCUGUUCAUGUCAUAAUUAUGUAUAAGGCUAUUUUUAAAAAUUACUUAGUACAUAGAGUAUUUCUGUGCUGGUUUACAGAACUGAUCAAAAAUGCUGUCAAAGAGACUGCAGAUGGUUUUGAUCCCAAUAUAAUUUUCAGCUUACUGUUUUUAAAAACUUCUUGUGGGUAUAGCUAUCACAGUUCUUAAUCUGAGAUUUUCCCAUCAUAUAAGAUACGAGCAGCUUUUCUUUGUCUAUUUUGUGUGAUGGUUUGACCCAUACAUGAGUCUUCGGUCAUGUUUUUAAAGUUUGGGUUUAGUCCUGUAGGUUUAUCUAUGGGACUGUUUUUAUGUGAAGUCCACUGUUAGAAUUUGCGGAUUGCAACUUUUGAGUACAAUUGCCAGAUAGUCUGCUGUUUGUGGGUAUGAACUGUGAUAACUUCUUUACCACCAAAAGGAAGGAAGAAAAAAGGUUGUGACCAUCUCUCCCUUCCCCAUGAGAAUUUUAUGUGUUUAAACUUCAACCAACAAAUCCCCUUGAUCUCAUUCACUGACAAGUGUGUAAAUGCUGCCUUCUUACAGUACAGCAAGCAGAGUGGGUUGCAGGAUGGUUUUUCUUUGCGAGGGUAAGCUGUGUUGUCAGGGUUCUUUGUUUAUUGGCUACAGUGCUGUUACUACUUACACAGAGUCUUGUCAGAUUUUGAGGUGGUUAAUGAAGGUGUACUUUUUUUUCCACAGAACUUGACAUAGGCUUUUUAUCAGUUUCCCUUGGGGCAUAUUGAAGUCAUUUAAAUAUAUUUGCAGGGCAGUGGUAUAAUAAGUAACCCUAACCUAAAAAUAGUGAUCAUUGAUUAACAUUGACUCUGAUGUAGAUGACCUUGCGUUAAGGGGAAAAAUAGUUGAAGCAGUAUUUUCUUCCUGCUUUGAAAUGGUUUUGAGGGAAAGGACCUUUAAAUAUUUAUUUUUAAAUCUUUCAUGGUUUAACUUUUAUAAUUGCAGGUAUUAUUGAGUAAAAAAUGUAAUUGUUGACUGCUUUCUCAUUUUUGUUCUGAAUUUUGUUAUUCAUAGCUUUUGUUUGUUUUCCCUUAAUCAGAGGUCUCCUCUGUUCUUUAUCAGAGUAUGUGGUGACUAUGUUUUUACUGCUGACCUUGAUGAUAUUGGCAGUGAGAUUCACUGUAUUGUUUCUACUGGAAAAUUAAAGAGUGAAUAAUAAUUCUCUGUGCUGUAAUUUUUCCAGAAUCUUUCCCCAGCUUUAAUUAGCUGCUAUGCCUUAGUGUCUCGUAACAGCAGUCCCCAAGCUUUGCACCAGGUCAUUUUGGUAGGAGAGGGACAGCUUGCACCAGCUUCCUUUCUGGCCCCAUGGCUGGACCUAGACCUGGGCACUGCAGACAGUUUCCACGCACAUGGUGGUCCCAGUAUCUCAUAGGGCAUGGAUGCGUGUGCAGGAGGUGCUGGGAGGUGGAAGGAUGCAUCCUACUGCCCAUUCCCUGCAGUCCAGGAAGCUGGGGCUGCCAGGGAUGAGUGAUGGGCUGGAGCAAUUUUCCUGCUGGACUGUGGAGGCUGUGUUUUGUGGGAGUCCAUUUGUUUCUUCCACAAAGAAGAUGGAAAUGCGUGACUGCAGCACGGUAGCUUCCAUGGGCAGCAUCAGAGUGCUUCCAUGUCAAAGAACUGGGUUAAUCAGAGCCUGAGCAGACAACUGAAUGUUCCAUUUUCCUCUGCCAGGCCAGCUUCUUUGAAUGUGUUACUGAAAGGGAAGUGUUAGAUAUCGUAUUGCUCCUUUGCCUUAGGGAAUCGAAGGCUAUCCCCACCAUAGAUAGAUACAUUCAGGCCGAAAUAUGACACAACUUGUCUACCAGAUAUUGGGGUUUAUAAAUAAAUCCGUGUGCUUACUUUUGCAGACUCCGUUCCAGGAGAAAAUUUACCUCCUAGUUCCUUUAGAAGCCCUUGCAGCAUGCCUCUGAGGGAGAGAGAUGCCUGAUGCAGCUGUCACAUCCCAGCUGCAUGAGAGUCUGCAGUAGGAACAUACGUAUGCUGGCGAUGCCCAGCAUGACUGGGCAGAGCAAAGGGUUGUGGCACGAGGCUGUAUUUACUUACUAACUCACAUGAGAGAAGGAAAACAAAGACAUAGAAAUGAAGAGACAUUUUAGAUAUCUAUUGCAUAAGUAAUCGUUCCUCAGCACUGUUGAAAGCCGAUUUAUUUUCUCCCUCUCUCAAUUUAUUCUGUAAGUUGCUCAGAGCAUAAGACUUGCUGAUCCUUUUCUAUAUCCAUUAUCUUUAUGCAGGAUGGCUGUGAUUUGAAUUCUGAUCUUAGGAAAUUAACCAUAGAAGGGAGCAUUAAGAAUCAUUUUGUAGUAAAGCCUCGCUUUAGAGUCUUAGUUUUUAUAAUCUUAUACUGCAGCUCUUCUAGACUUUCUCGAUCCUCCUGUAACACACAACUGCCAUUGUCUAAGGAAGUGUACCAGACCCAGCCUGAAGUGAUUCUCAACUGCAAUAGUUUCCAAAAGUGCACAGCUAGAUAAUAGCGAAAAUGCUUUAUUACCAUAUCCUUUCUUUCUAAUGCUUAUUUUUGUUUGUCGUCUUGUUGCUAUCAUAACAAACACCAUGCUUUUCUUAACCUCAGCCUGGAGACUAAAUCUCCACUGUGGUUCUCGGAAAUAAAUGCUUCAAAACAGUUUUAGUGAGAACAACAGCUAAACUUGUAGAUACAAGAUAAAUCUUGAAUUGCAUACUGGGCUAAAAGUUACUCUCCUCUGCAUGCCAGCACAGGAAAAUAGGGAAGAUUCUUUCUCUGAAUCACGCACAUAAAGGCCUAACUAACAAUCUGCUUUCCACAGAGGCGGCCAGCCUGCAGGUAAUGGUGGCGGUCACUGAGUGCUUGAAAGCCAUCCACCACCACUGCAUUGACUGGUAGAAUGCAAUGUCUCAGACCAUGCAUUGGAAAAAAAAAACCCUAAUCCUGUCUCUUUUCAUAUAUUUAUAGAUAUAUGUUCAUCUUAAGAAAGUAAAAGUUUCCAUUCAUGCUGUUCAAAAAAAUCCUCUAUAUUAUUUCUUUUAGUUUUUAGUGAAUACUAAAAAUUAUCCCAUCAAGUGUAUUCCUCUUAUGAAGCUAUUUAGUCAGGUCAUUUGUUCUAAAACAUGAUCUUAGGCCUUUGACCCUGGUCAUAACCUGAUUAAAUCUGCUGUGCCACUUCCUCCUGCCAUAAACUUUUUCUGUAUUGUAGGUGAGAAGUCCCUGGAAAGGCAAAAGCAAGCUUGCACUGAGCUAAUAAAAGACAGACUCUGCCUCAUCAGCAGCUUUGGGCUGUGUGGCUUCACUGACGCUGGAUUUGGGACUCUGUCCCAGAGCUUGAUGCUUCCAGGUUCAUUCAGGUAAGAUUUGUUGUCAGGAAUCUCAGGCCCCUGAAUCCAGUGGGAACAUCUGGAGCAGUGGAGACUUUACCCUCAGUAGAGAAGAUAAAAACAUUUAAACAAAUUGGACACAGACAAGUCCAUGGAACCCAGUGGGCUGCAUCUACAAGUGCUGAGGGAACUGGCAUGUCUUUGCAAAACCAGUUUCAAAUAACUUUGAAAGGUCACAGACUAUAAAGACUGAAAGUUUGAUACAAAUGUCAUGCCUAGCUUCAAGAAGAAAAGGCAAUGUGGGGAACUACCUUGAUACUCAGGAAGGUGAUAGAGCAAAUAAUUCUGGAAAUCAUUUCGAAAUAUGUUAAGGAUGUGAAGAUUACUAGGAGUCAUCACUAUGGGUUUAUGAAGGCAAAAUCAUGCCUGUCCAACCUGAUAGCCUUCUGUGGUAAAAUGACUAGCUUGGUGGACAAGUGAAGCAUGUUAAUUGUCUUAACUUUAGCAAGGCUUUCAUCACUGGCUGUCAUAGUAUCCUCGUUAAUAAACUACUGGCUAGACAAGUGGAUGGUGAGGUGGACUGAAAACUGUCUGAAGUGGCAGGCUCUAAAUAUUAUGAACAGCGGCACAACGUCCAGCUGGAGGCUGGACCACUGGAAGCUGGAGGCAGGAGUCACUAACAGUGUACUCCUGAGGCCAAUAUUGUUUAACAUCCUCAUUAAUGAUCCUGGCUGAUGAGACAAUAAGUUUGCGGAGCAUUGAAGACUGGAAGGAGUGGCUGAUACACCAGAUGGUUGUGAUGCCAUUCAGAGGGAUCUUGACAAGCUGGGGAUGAUAGGCAAAGAGGACUCUCGUGGAGUUUAACAAAGGGAAAUGCCAAAUCCUGCCCCAGUUGAGUAACAUCCCCACACAUUACUAGGGGCUGGGGACCAACUAACUGGGAAGUAGCUUUACAGAAAGAAGCUAGGAAUUCUGGUGAACACUGGCUUGGACAUGAGCCAGCAAAGGGUGAACAUCGCAGCAAAAGUGUCCAACAGUACCCUGGACUGCUUAAGGAGGAGAGGUUGCUAGUAGGUUGAGGUGGAUGAUCAAGGACGUGUCCUGACAUGCCCUGCUGUAACCUCCAUCACGGAAGACAGGCUGAGACCUUUUCCCACAACUGUUGACUUUGUGUUUGUGUUUUAUAUGGUUAAUGUAGCUACUUUCACUAUACUUGUAUUACAGAUUUUGAGGUUUCCCUAAGUUGAAUAUUUCCUUUCAAAAGGAAGUUGCAUAUUUCUCUGUUAAUAUUCUCUGUUAAUGCUAUUAUUGCUUCUCAGGAAGAGAGGUCUAGACCAAUCGAUCUUUACUGGGAUCAAGAAAGUGGUGGUGAAGGAUACUCUUGAGGAUGUCAUCAUCACAGUUCUGUGAGUUCUGUCCUUGAGAUUCCAAAUUCCAUCCUUUGGAGAAACCAGAUUAGUAUGAGGCUUUAUAUGUGCCUCAAGUUUCCUAAUACUCUGGUUUUAAGCCUCCUAAGUUUAUCUGAGACAGUGGGAUUCUGGUUACAAAAUUGAACCUUAAAAUUUUUGGGAAAAUAGGUGGCACGCCUUUGAGUGCUCCAAAAUUAUUAUUGCUUGUGGGUUAUGCAUUAAGAUUGGAGUUGUUUAUUUGCCAUUGCUAGUAAUCAAAGGCGUAGAAAACCAAGGAUAAGAACUGUAAUUUCAACCCAAUUUGUUAAACUGUUUUGGUUUUUUUUUCGAUUGUUAGAUUCAUACUUGUACUGGUUCACUUGGCUAUUGUUAUAUUAAUCCUGGCACUUGGAUAAUCACACAUGCCAUCCUGGUUGUCUUUUCCUCCCUAUAUUUCUUCCUCUAUCCGGUAUAUCCUGAUCCUGAACUCCUCUUGUCUUUCAACAGUACAAGUUGAAAGAGGCCUGGGCACGAGUUGACACCUCGUGGAUCUGGGAAAUACCCCGUGUCUUUUGACUGGGGAGUUGUGGAUCUAGGAAACACCCCCUGUCUUUUCCCCUGGGCACGUCGAAAGAGGCCUAGGCACGAGUUUACAGCUCGUGGAUCCAGGACGUGACAACCCCUUUCCUUCUCUCUUCCUCAGCCUUAUUCUCCUCAUCCUCUCCUUUUCUUCUAAGGGUCACCACUAUCGACAGCACGGAUCUGAGUUUUGGAUUUGAGUUCUGUGACAAAUGUUUAAGUCAUGGGGUGGAAUAUAAAGCCUGACUAUGCUUCUUUCCUUGCCUUAAACAUUUCGUCUGAAGGCUGGCCAUUUGUGUGUCUGUUUUGUGGUGCCAGCAAUGAAUAGUGGAGAUGGUGCAGCAGCAGACCUCACCAAGGACAGAGCUUGGGAUAUCUUGGAUUAUUCCCAUGCUCUCUCUCUCUCCCACCUGUUAUUUCAAUCAGACCCGCCUGGACCACGUGGCCUGGAAGAGGCAUACAGGCAUCUUGACUUGUAUCAGAAAUGGCGCGGCCAGCAGGUCCAGGGAGGUUAUUCUGCCCCUGUACACAGCACUGGUGGGACUGCACCUCAAAUACUGUGUUCAGUUCCUUCGCUACAAGAAAGAUAUUGAGGCUCUGGAGCAUGUCCAGAGAAGAGCAACAAAGCUGGUGGAGGGGCUGAAGAACAGGUCUUACGAGGAGUGGCUGAGGGAACUGGGGUUGUUUAGCCUGGAGAAGAGGAGGCUGAGGGGAGACCUUAUUGCUCUCUACAACUACCUGAAAGGAGGUUGUGGAGAGGAGGGAGCUGGCCUCUUCUCCCAAGUGACAGGGGACAGGACAAGGGGGAAUGGCCUGAAACUGCGCCACAGGAGGUUUGACUGGAUAUCAGGAAAAAGUUUUUCCCAGAAAAGUCAUCAGGCACUGGCAGAGACUGCCCGGAUAGGUGAUGGAGUCACCAUCCCUGGAGGUAUUUAAAAUAUGGGUAGACGAGGUGCUCAGGGACGUGGUUUAGUGGCAGAUAAGAAUGGUCGGACUGGAUCCAAGAGGUCUUUUCCAAGGUGGUGAUUCUGUGAAGCUGCUGCUGCGACCACAUGUUCCUGAGGAACUGCUGCUGCUCAUCAGUGUGGUGACUUCUUUCCUUUUCCCUUCUCUGUCUUUCUCUCUGCCUCUCCCAUUACCUUACGGUGUGCAUGUCGGAUUGGAUCUGAGUGACCCUGGCUGCGUUCAGGAAUCAGGUUGUGAUCUGAACAGGUUGGGAUUUGUUCCUGUAACUUUGGGAAGUUGCACCCCUAUGUCUCAGCUGUACACGUGAGUAUUUUGGCCUGUUUAUGUUUCCUGGAGCCAGAAUAAAUAUCACUUUUGA
Cuculus canorus (common cuckoo) is the source of this 12580-nucleotide messenger RNA. It is a transcript of the gene PLA2R1, whose product is annotated as phospholipase A2 receptor 1. Gene Ontology annotation, molecular function: signaling receptor activity. Bases 43 to 4428 code for a protein of 1461 amino acids. NCBI's taxonomy places the organism in Eukaryota, Metazoa, Chordata, Aves, Cuculiformes, Cuculidae. Gene Ontology annotation, cellular component: plasma membrane; signaling receptor complex. The record is from RefSeq and is a predicted model, not a curated record. The transcript has 32 exons.